CUGACGAGGUGGUUCGGGUAACUGGUUACAAUGCCGCCUGGAUGCCUCCCUGCAAAGGUGUUCCAGGCACGUACCGUGGAGGGGGUGUUUUGGGAAGACCCAGGAGCCAUGGAGAGACUCCCAGGUGGCCCGGGAACACCUGGGAGCCCCGUGGAAUAGCUGGACGAAAUGGCUGGGGAGAGGGAAGGCUGGGCAUCCCUGCUAUAGUUGCUGUCUUCUCAACAUAAUCUCUGAUAAGUGCAAGAGAAUGGAUUGAUGAUUUUUUUAUUUUAUUUUAGCAAUUCGGCAAACCUGUUUUGCCUUGUGUUGUCUCGUUCCGUUUUUAAAUGUACUACCUUGAGUUUAGGUUCGCAAACGCCCCACUUGGACGUACUGACGUCACUUCCAAUCGGACGUCGUCCAAUCCGGUCGGCGCCGCCGAUGCCAUGUUGUGAUCGUUGAGGAAAUCGAUUGUGGCCGAAGUUCACUCGGCAAAGUGGAUCUAAAACUCUACUAAGAGCACAAUUUGACAAGGACCAUGGAGGCGUGAUGGACCUGAAUUUUUACUCCCAUCUUACCGGCGGAAGCGGGCAGCACGACGGGGAUCCAGGGUUCCUGGACCCGCAGUCCUUCAAUGGAUUUGACUCAGACAACAAGUACCCGGGUGGCAGUGACAACUACCUGACGAUUUCCGGGUCAGGCCACCCCUUCCUGGCUCCGUCGGAGACUUUUCACACUCCCAGUCUGGGCGAUGAGGAGUUUGAGAUCCCUCCCAUCUCACUGGACCCGGAUUCGUCCCUCACCGUUUCCGACGUGGUGUCCCAUUUUGGAGAGCUGUCGGAUGCCAGUCCCUCAAACAGCGUGGUGGUCCCUGGGAAUGCCGUGGUGGAAGGCGACGACCCCUCUUUUGCCUCCACGUUUGUCCACCCUCCUUCCCAGGGUCUGGAGCACCUAAGUCUGGGAGUCAUCAACCAGUCUGGAGGCGCCCUGCUGGGCUCGUCUUUGGGAAUGGAUUUGGGCCAUCCCAUCGGGUCGCAGUUUAGCAGCUCAUCUCCGGUCACCAUCGACGUUCCAUUGGGAGACAUGAGCCAAGGCCUGCUGGGCUCCAACCAGCUGACCACCAUUGACCAGUCAGAGCUCAGCGCUCAGCUGGGUCUCGGAUUGGGGGCUGGGAAUAUUUUGCAGCGCCCGCAGUCGCCGGAGCGCCCGCUGUCGGCCACGGCGUCACCCACCAGCUCGCUGCAGGAUGACGACAUGGACGACUUCCGGAGGAGCAUUCUAGUGGAAUCUCCCAUAUCUCAGAACUUCUGUCCCGGCGUCAUCUCCCUGGACCCCGCUGUGGCCGAGGCGCCGCCAUCUGGCCUCGCCUCCGGCGCCUUGCAGCUCUCCAGCCGGAAGGGAGGGAGCGGCAGGGGCGGGAAGACGGGGAAGAAGAAGGAAGACCCUAACGAGCCACAGAAGCCCGUGCCGGCCUACGCUCUCUUCUUUAGGGACACUCAGGCGGCCAUCAAAGGACAAAACCCUAAAGCUACCAUAGGAGAAGUUUCAAAGAUCGUGGCUUCCAUGUGGGACAGCCUCGGGAAGGAACAGAAGCAGGUUUAUAAGAGGAAAAACGAGUUAGCCAAGAAGGAUUACUUGAGAGCACUUGCAGAGUACAGGGCCAAUCUCAACUGUCAGGUUCCCAUCGAAGUGUUGGAUUCGGCACCGUCGCCGCCUCCGGCCCCAGCCUCUUCUCGCCCUAGCAGGGCCCAGCAGUACAACCCCGAGGAGAACACCAUCACCAACAUCUGCACUUCCAAUAUCAUCUUGGACCUGCCUCAGGUCACCACGCGCUCCCGCACGGGCGCCAUUAGACCGCAACCACCGACCGAAUCCAACCCGCCCACUGUCGCCAAGAUCAUCAUCAAGCAGACGCAGCUGCCCUCGGGUGGUGUGUCCGUCACGGCCAUGUCCGCCUCGUCGCCCCGACAGCCGCCGCCGUUGCAGCAAAUGCAGAGCACGCCGCCGCCGCCCAGGUUGCAGCAGAUGGUGCACGCCCAAGCGCCGCCGCCCCUGCAGGCCAAACCUCGGGGCGGCGGCGCCGUGGCUUCAGCCGCCCCACCGCCGCUACAGAUCAAGGUGGUCCCGUCGGUACGACAGGUGGACCCUGGCGCUCAACUCAUUGUGGCAUCGUCUUGUGAAACUUCGGAUUCGGCCAAGGCGGCGGGACAGUCGGCCGCUGCUGCUGCCGUGACAAGAGGGGAGGAAGUGAUGGAAGCGGAGGAAGGAAUGGAGGUGGAGGUGAAAGUGGCCCCCGGGCCUGGCAUCACGCCCACUGGGAGUCCAAACAUUUGCGUGCGCACCGGUUGCACCAACCCAGCGGUGGACAGCAAAGACUGGGACAAAGAGUACUGCAGCAACGAGUGUGUCGCCACACAUUGCAGGGAUGUGUUCACGGCCUGGUGCGCCAUCCGAGGGCAGAACUCCACCACCGUCACUUAGCGGAGGAACCUUUGUAAGGAAUCCAUCCAUCCAUCCAUCCUAUUUGUUGUUGUUGUUGUUUUUAGCGCUUACCCUAUUCAGGGUCAUGGGGAAGCUGGAGUUUUUAUCUCAGCUGAUAGUGACUGAAAGGUGGACUGAACACUGAAUUGGUUGCCAGCCCAUCACUGGGCACAUAGACACAAACAACCAUUUACACCUACAGUCACAAAAUCAGACAACCCCCCCGAAUUGAGCAAGUGAAGGCCAGGAGAGGCUCAGGUAUUGGCACACAUCUUUGAUCCAGUUUGAGGAGUCAAGACGCUGCUGCCGGAUGUUUCUUUAUUCAGCUCUUUGUGACGAUUCAGUUGUGUCUUUGUGUUAUAUGGCUCAUCCGAUUGAGGUGUGUGAGUGAAAUGUGAAAAGCCUGCUACCCUGUUAACAUUUUGGCCGUGGCAAAAGGUGGAACAAAUGCACCCCAUUCCAUCACGCACAAUUAUUUUCUGUCUGUCGUCUGGAUCGUUGGAUCAGGUUUGUCAUUCUGUCGUGCUUGCAAGGUGACUGCUAUAAAAGGCAGCUUCUGACUUUGGGUGAGGGGGGUCACUUUUGGUUUUAGUUUGAGGUUAAAAGAGAGGGCUCAAGGUUUUUAGCGAGGUGCUCGCCAUAUGUACUAGCCGCCUUCAGGACAAAGCAACACUUGAGAACUGGUGCUAAGAUUCAAGAAACAAAAAAAGAACUGUCCUCUCGCUUGGAUUAUCGUUGUUAUUAACUGUGAUGCAUAUCUCGUGUCGUGUGGAACAGCUGAGGUGUCAAGAAAAAUACACCUAUUCUGUUGAUGCUACUGAAAAUGAAUUUAAGAGUUUUUUAAAAAAGAAAUAUGAAAUAUCAUUGAGCGCUUGUGUGCUGAGGAAUUCACCAGGAAGGGCAAAUAAAAUAUUUUAUGUUUUAAUAUA
Molecule: messenger RNA, 3389 nt
Organism: Syngnathus acus (greater pipefish)
Lineage: Eukaryota; Metazoa; Chordata; Actinopteri; Syngnathiformes; Syngnathidae
Gene: tox4b
Product: TOX high mobility group box family member 4 b
Exons: 9
Coding region: 529-2460 (643 amino acids)
Biological process (GO): regulation of transcription by RNA polymerase II
Cellular component (GO): nucleus
Molecular function (GO): chromatin DNA binding
Source: RefSeq, a predicted model, not a curated record